Molecule: messenger RNA, 1397 nt
Organism: Selaginella moellendorffii
Lineage: Eukaryota; Viridiplantae; Streptophyta; Lycopodiopsida; Selaginellales; Selaginellaceae
Product: cell division cycle-associated 7-like protein
Exons: 4
Coding region: 19-717 (232 amino acids)
Biological process (GO): regulation of DNA-templated transcription
Cellular component (GO): nucleus
Source: RefSeq, a predicted model, not a curated record
GGGAUUGCCGCCCGCGAUAUGGAGCUUCCGGAGCUCGCGGAUAGGAAGAAGAGAGCUCGGAGGCGCGGCUACAGUCGCAGGCCCGAGAUUUACACCCAAGAUCACGAGAAGCUGCUGGGGUAUGCCAAGGAGGAGUGGAAGCACAUUGGCCGGAUCUAUGACGAUGAGAACACGAAUACCUGUCACCAAUGCAGGCAAGAAAGACGAGAAAAACUUUUUUUUUCCCCUGUGUUUAGCUUCUCAUUGAUUGUUCUUAGGCAAAAAACCAAGGGGCCUCGCAGUUACUGCGAGGUUUGCAAGACAAGGUACCAGUUUUGCGGUGACUGUCUCUACAAGAGAUACGGAGAGAACGUGAACGAGGUGCUCGGGGAUGAAAACUGGAAGUGCCCCGUUUGUAGAGACAUAUGUAACUGUAGCCGAUGUCGACGGAGAAAAGGCUGGGCUCCAACUGGUUUGAUGGCCAGGCGGGCAAUUGAACUUGGCUACAAGUCGGUUGCUCACUUUUUGAUCCUGACACGACGCUCCGGUACUCAUAUUCUCGAUGGUCCUGAGGCUUUAAGAUCAGUUGACACCAAUAAGAGACCGAAAGUGAGAGGAAAAGAAGUCGACAAUGCUUUACAGAAAAAGAAUCAUCACAGUGAAGGGAAGAAGAGGAAGAAGAAGCGCCAGAUGCGCACGGUGGAGAUCAUCAUCGUGGAAGACGAAGAUCCCUCUUGAUUGAGCAGCGGAUGGCGUGAGAAUUGUUCAGUAGACCGGGCAUCCUGCGAUGACAAUGCCUUUCGCAGUUGGACAGUCGGCCAGGGGACAAUUGUCGACGUUGUUUCCCCACCAGCUCAAGCUUCGGUUCUCGAUCCCCAGGCACAGGUAGAGCAGCACCCCCAUGAAAGCCACACCAGCGUCCAUGGCCGCCGAGAAGACGUAGUUGUACCGCUGCCACCAUCCCUUGUGGUACCGGAAGAUGAAGUAGCUGAAGAUGAUGCCGACGAUGCUCCAGGAGAUGUAGUUGACGGACGUUGCUGGGGGCAUGUAAGCCGUGGCACCGAGAAUCACCGGGAGAUUGAUGAGAGGAAUCCACUUCACGUUUGGGAAGGUCCUGGAAGCCAGCCAGACCAGCACGGGGCCGAGAGCUCCACCCAGGAAAAACCACUGGAGCUCCUUGUACUCGCCGUGGGAGCCAAACAUCCUCUUUGGCCCAAUGAGCCCCCAGAUGACGGAUGCGUCGAAGAAAACUCUAUCGCUGGGACAGGUCCAGGGGCUGUUUGGAGGCAGUAGAGACUUGUCACAGAUGUUCUCGAUGGAGCCGAGAAGCCACCACGCGCAACACAUGUUGACGAUCGCAGCGACGAUUGUUCCAAUGAACUGCAAGUGAACAAAACUUGUUUUCAGAUCAUCCUUUA